This is a messenger RNA of Lates calcarifer (barramundi perch), 2449 nucleotides long. RefSeq names its product STE20 related adaptor alpha (gene strada). Gene Ontology annotation, biological process: protein phosphorylation. NCBI's taxonomy places the organism in Eukaryota, Metazoa, Chordata, Actinopteri, Centropomidae. Gene Ontology annotation, molecular function: protein kinase activity; protein serine/threonine kinase activator activity; ATP binding. The record is from RefSeq and is a predicted model, not a curated record. The coding region runs from base 290 to 1576 and encodes 428 amino acids. The transcript is spliced from 14 exons.
GUUGGUGCGCGACACGGCAGUCAGCCAAGAAAGCGAAGUGGAGGGCUGUCAAAAACAUCCCGCAGGAGAAGAUGGGCAGCUAAAUAAGUUGUCCUAAGAUAUAAUUUUACUCCAAGCAGACAUCAAUGUUCUAAACAUCAUAUUGCUUGAAGUCUGCCUACGUGUUUGCACAAUAACCACCAAUAUUCAAGCGUGAGUGUCGAUUGUUAUCAACCUCGAAAUCAGCAUGAAUGAAGAUAUUCCCUGAAAUUGUUUUUCAGCAUCAUAUGUAACACACUCAAGAGGACCCAUGUCUUUUCUUCGUUGGGUAUCUGAGAAAUUGAGUGUGGAGAGCCUGCGGGAUUUGGAGUUAUUUGGAGAGCAAGCUCAGGGACUCUCUCACAGGAAAGCCCAUGAGGACAGUCAGGAGAGUCUGACCUCCCUCCCUCGUCGGGACACCAUGGGCAGCUUCCUCCCUGACAGCGGCUCAUACGAGCUCCUCACCGUUAUUGGCCGGGGCUUGGAUGACCUGAUGACUGUUAACCUGGCUCGAUACAGACCCACAGGGGAACAUGUAGCUAUCAGACGGAUUGACUUGGAGUCGUGCACUAAUGACAUGGUUACCUACCUGCAGGGUGAACUUCAUGUGUCAAAGUUGUUUCACCACCCCAGUAUUCUGCCCUACAAGAGUGUCUUUAUCGCUGAAAAUGAAUUGUGGGUCAUCACCCCCUUCAUGGCUUAUGGGUCAGCCAGAGAUCUGAUCUGCACACAUUUCACUGAUGGUAUGAGUGAGCUGACCAUCUCAUACAUUUUACUCGGCAUGCUAAAAGCUCUUGAAUACAUCCACCACAUGGGAUAUGUGCACCGGAGUGUGAAGGCCAGUCACGUGCUGAUCUCAGCAGACGGACAGGUCUGCAUGUCAGGUCUGCGGAGUAUCUUCAGUCUGAUCCGUCAUGGUCAGAGGGCCAAAGUCGUUCAUGACUUUCCUCAGUACAGCGUCAAGGUGCUGCCCUGGCUCAGCCCUGAAGUGCUGCAACAGAACCUGCAGGGCUACGAUUCUCGGUCUGACAUCUACAGCCUCGGUAUCACAGCCUGUGAACUGGCAAAUGGACACGUGCCCUUCAAAGACAUGCCGGCUACACAGAUGCUGCUGGAGAAGCUAAAUGGGACGGUGCCGUGUUUGCUGGACACCACCACUAUUCCACCAGAGGAGCUGUCCAUGAAACCAUCCCGCUCUGGGGCUGACUCUGGGAUCUGUGAGGGUCCAGGAGCCGGAGGGGUCAGACACUCCAACGGAGAGCCCUCCACCUCGUCAUCAGGACACCCGUACAACCGAACUUUCUCCCCACACUUCCACGCCUUUGUUGAGCUGUGUUUACAGAGAGACCCAGAAAAGAGACCGUCUGCCACCACUCUCAUAGGCCACCCCUUCUUCAAACAGAUCAAACGCCGGCCCUCGGAGGCGCUGCCUGAGCUGCUGCGGCCUGUGUCGCCCAUCACCAGCUUCGAGAGCUCCCAGCCACAGGACUCUCCCUCUGGACUGGCCAGUCUGGAGUCAGGUCUCAGCCACCUGGAGGUGGAUGACUGGGACUUCUGACAGUGGAAGACUCAGAGGGGAGACACUUGUAGGACUCUGGUGGGACAGGAUGAGAUUUGUUUUUGUAACAGUCCCCUUGUAAAUAAUACAAAACUGAAACUAAAAGGAGUUGCUGUUCUCAGACAGAGGUUAAAAGCCAGCAGCCAUCUUGCCUCUUUUGAUGUCUCCUGCACGCUUGUGUUCUCUAGAUAUGCACAGACUCUUGCACUGCACUGAUGGCCUCUCUCUCUCUCAAACAUACACACCUGUUUACAGAUUGCACUCACACAUAACAACCCCCCCUGGAGCCAAAACACAACAGGACUCCUCUAUUCCUCAUGCUGUUGCAGAGGUGUCAGAGGAGGGUUUAUGGAUGUAGAUGUAGCCUAAACCUAAAGAUUCUCAUGAAAUGGAUCAGUGGGAAGCUGCUACUAAAUAUUCAGAGGGACUCUCUACCUCUUGUUGGAACAUGGCCGCUGUAUGUGGCCCAUCUGCUCAGUGAGACCACCAUAAGGGUACACUCCAGUCCUCACAGCUGACACAGUUAGCCCUCUAAACCAGAUGGAAGGUUUCAACUGUUUCCUGAGGGUCAGCUAAAUGAACAGCAUGUAUAUGCAUUUCUUCGCUCUCUGCCUGUGUUACAGUGUAAACUACAUCUCAUGCUUUACGCAUCACUUUUUCUGCACAGAGGUUAAGUAUAACACCUGUUUAGUUUAACCUUCAGAGCAUAGAAGUCUGUAUUUCCUUGAACUUACUCUGGGCGUGAUGUUACUUAUGUCAAAAGUGAAUGUUACAUUGGUGCUUGUUUUGUCUGCAUGUAUUUGAAAGUGAGGACAAAGCAAAGUGUUGCAAAUGUCAAACUUGACUUUUAACAAUAAACAUUGUUCACUUUAA